AUGUCUACGUUCCAACGCAAAACCAUUCGCCCUGAUCGACUUUUAAGUAUCGUCAACGCUGCUCUUACAAUUGCAGCUCUUGUUUAUGGUUCAUUGUCUGCUGGAAACAUCCCCUGGGUUGGAUUUACAGAUACGCCAUGGCAGGGGCCACAUGGUCAUACCCAAAAAGGAUUUGCGACCUAUUGCACUGAUUACCUUGGAGUGAGUGACGCUAUGAUUACCUUUAAGCGUUGUUGGUUGCAAAAUGGUACAUGGUUGGGUCUAGUUAUUACGGCAGCGUUAUGGUGUGCACUCGCCUUGUAUGUGUAUAUCCAGACAUCAUCCAUGAUCUUUCGACGAGACGAAUUUGCACUUGUUACAACAACAUCCUCACUCACAGCUCUUGAUGACCAUCCUCCGCAAGCCGCCAUCUCAUCACCAAGUGAAGAAGCAGCCCGCCAUUUUGAAACGACAAUGCCUCUUGCCACUAAUGCCGCUGAAACAAAUAUGACCCAUCCCAUUCGCCCAGUGACAUACAACAAUGCUUAUGAUUCAUUUGAUGCCUCCCGAUAUCCAAGCCAUUACAGCUUUCAUGACAUGCAACCUUAUAUUCCUCAUUUGCAGGGUCGACAAAUGUCUGGAUCCUUUGACUACAGCAAUGCUUCCAGUGCAAGCAACUCAUUGUAUCAUAACGUCCCGCCAUAUGGGCAUUACAGCAAUUAUGAAGAAAAAGUGGCUGUAUCAACCCCACCAUCCGAGCACUCGGUAUCUGAGCCUCCCCAUUCACAUGAUGGUGCAAAGGUCUAA
Molecule: messenger RNA, 786 nt
Organism: Lichtheimia ornata
Lineage: Eukaryota; Fungi; Mucoromycota; Mucoromycetes; Mucorales; Lichtheimiaceae
Exons: 2
Coding region: 1-786 (261 amino acids)
Source: RefSeq, a predicted model, not a curated record